This is a messenger RNA of Vanessa atalanta (red admiral), 2800 nucleotides long. RefSeq lists its product as uncharacterized. Gene Ontology annotation, cellular component: nucleus. Gene Ontology annotation, biological process: regulation of transcription by RNA polymerase II. The record is from RefSeq and is a predicted model, not a curated record. Gene Ontology annotation, molecular function: DNA-binding transcription factor activity, RNA polymerase II-specific; sequence-specific DNA binding. Bases 573 to 2714 code for a protein of 713 amino acids. The transcript is spliced from 2 exons. Lineage: Eukaryota; Metazoa; Arthropoda; Insecta; Lepidoptera; Nymphalidae.
AGAGUGGGAACGGCAAGUUCGCUGUAGUAAAAGUGAGCUCUCUCUGUGCGAUUAAAUCGUGUUGAUGUUGGUUUUUAGAUUUGCUAAUGUGUAUAAUGUGGUGUGUUCUUAGUUUUUACAACAUCAAACUAGUUAAACUCAUUAUGUAUGCGUAAAAAAUAUUUGUGAAAAAACUAUCAAAAUAAAGCAGAAAAUAAAUAAAUAGGGAACGAUACGGCGCGUCACCAAUGAACGGCGAGUCACGAAAAGGACUUUAAUACCUUAAACAUUAAAGUGAUAUUUGCUUGGCACUGUGAAUAUUGAUAACGGAAUUAAUAAAAAUUAUGACUCCUUGCUUAGUUGUUGACUGCUGAUCUUAAUAUAUAGGCAUGAUCAGCAGCUUGAGUAAUGAGUCAUAAUGGACUGGAGAAUUCGAAGACACUCAUACGAAUGCCGGUGAAGCCCGUUGAGGCCACGGACUUUUGAAACAGACACUAAUAUUCAAGAGCGCUACACUUAGAGUCAAGCAAAAAUCAAAGAAACGAAUAGCCUAAUCUAGCAAUAAAAACAGUCUAAGAGUAAAAUCAGUCGAAAUGGAAGAGUCCAGUAAAGAAUACUUAGAUGCAACAAAAGACGAAAAGAACGGUGACAGUGAUGUUAAUAGUGAGGAUUUAAGUUGUAGCGAUGAACAAAUUAAUGUAAAUAUGAAUAGCUCUCCUUUUUAUGAGAGCAGUGAUAGUAAAAUAGAUUAUGCUGAAAAGAUAGAUGACAACGAUACUUUAAGUGAUAUAGACGACAUCAAGACAGAUACUGCAUCGGCAGAUAGUGAGGACUCUGCGCUUGGUAGUCUCCCGUCCGACUGUGCACUGAACGAUAGAGAAGAAGAUGCGCGGGAUAGAUCUGACGGUAGUGACUCGGGACUAGGUUCAGAAAGUCCAGAUAAUGGUAAACUACCAAGCUUUAAUAUAGCACUACCUUGUCCGAUUGAACCAAGCAAUUUGCAACCGGAAAAAGACGAAGUCAAUGUUAACGCUUUUUCUAACGAUAAUAAUCAAGAAAAUGAGGACCAUAAUUCAAUUGAAGCUAUUAAAAAACCCCUAAAAAGUAGCCUUAAAAGAAAAUAUGACUGCGAACAACAUGACGAACCCCAAUUAAAGAAAAAGAAACACAAAAUACAGUUCGACAACGUAACAGUUUUCUAUUUUCCAAGGGCUCAAGGUUUCACGUGUGUGCCUUCUCAAGGAGGCUCUACUUUAGGAAUGGAGUGGGAGCAUAGCCAUAUACAUAAGUUUACAUUAGUUGAACAUGCACUAGAACAAAGGCGUUUGCAUAGACAAGUUUUACAACAGAUAAAAAGUGAACGGCAUACUUUACAAGGAGCAUCUCUGUCGUCCAGUGAAGAUAGUGAUACUGAAGAAGAAGCUAGUGAUAUAUCUGAAUCUGAGUUAGAUUUAGAUAGUUAUUAUUUCUUGCAACCGGUACCAACAAGACAGAGGCGAGCUUUAUUAAGAGCAGCUGGUGUACGAAAAAUUGAAGGCUAUGAAAAAGAUGAAUGUAGAGAUAUUAGAACAUCUCGUGAAUUCUGUGGUUGUGCUUGUAAGGGUGUUUGCAAUCCAGAUAACUGUUCUUGUAGUCUAGCUGGCAUUAAAUGUCAAGUCGAUAGACUUAAUUUUCCUUGUGGUUGUACUAGAGAUGGAUGUUGUAAUACAACUGGUAGAAUUGAGUUUAACCCUAUGAGAGUACGAACUCAUUUUAUCAAUACACUUAUGAGAAUAGGUCUUGAAAAGAAAAAUGAAGAAAAUCAAGAAGCCGCUAAAAGAAAAUGGGCUGAAGCACAUAGUGCAAACGCUUCUUGUGUGCCCACUAUACCGUAUAAUAAAGAAAACUGCCAUAAUCACGAAGAAUCUGCAAUGACUAGUUUAAAUCUACCUCCUAGAUUGGGAAUGGAAUCUUGUAUUCCAGGCAAUUUUAGUAAUAUACACCACACUUUAAAUAGUUCUAAUAGUAAUCAAAAUGAUACUUUUAAUUUUAGAGGUGAGCCCGUAGACCAUAGAAAUUUGAAAAUUAGUAACAUGAUGACUUUUGUAGAUAAAUCUGAUCAUCGAAACCAUGAUCCCUACACGUCUAAUAUUCUCCAAGGCAAAGGUCCGCCUUAUCAUGCCACUAACACGAUAGAGUAUAACACAAUGGCAAACAAUAUGCAAAGAUACCAAUGUGAUCUCAGUUACUCAUAUGAACAACAAUAUCCGGACAGUCACCACUUUAAGGGGUUGCAAAGUUUUUCUGCAGCUAGUUUCGAAGAAUUUGCACAUAAUUCACAAAUGUCUAUGCUCAAUCAUUAUGGUCACAUGUACUCAGAUUACAUGCCGAAACCAAGUACAAGCAUGCCUGAACAUACUUCGUUGCCAUACCAAUCAAUGCCGCAUAAUCAUUAUGAUAUGUAUAAAAAUAUCCCGGACUGUGAAAACACUGAUAACAAAGUGGACUCUCAUUAUACAACUUUAAUGACAAUGCCAUAUCAACAAAGCAAUAAGUUACAAGCUGUAGAGAAUGAUGAAAAUUGGUUUAGUCACAAUACACUGCUUAACUUAGAUCAUUCCGUUCAGGUCAAUGAAAGUGUCCCAAUAGUUCAAACAGAACAAGUUCAAACUUUGACUGAAGGUGAAACAAGUGACACAACUGAAAACUUUGGUGAACUUAUAAAAAAGACUAUGGUAGAGUCUGUUACAGUGUAGAUAUAUUAUUUGUUGUCGUUUAAUCAUCUCAAUGAAUUAUUACGUUACUAUGUUUUUUCAUUAUAUUAAUUGGGACUUCAAUAUUA